Culicoides brevitarsis is the source of this 1137-nucleotide messenger RNA. Its product is annotated as odorant receptor 85a-like. Gene Ontology annotation, molecular function: olfactory receptor activity; odorant binding. Lineage: Eukaryota; Metazoa; Arthropoda; Insecta; Diptera; Ceratopogonidae. Gene Ontology annotation, cellular component: plasma membrane. Gene Ontology annotation, biological process: detection of chemical stimulus involved in sensory perception of smell; sensory perception of smell. The record is from RefSeq and is a predicted model, not a curated record. The transcript is spliced from 3 exons. Bases 1 to 1137 code for a protein of 378 amino acids.
AUGGUUUCCCUCAAUAUCAAAUCACGAGUUAAGUUUUUCCUCUUUUUCUUGGAAAUUUCAACUGUGACUUCGAAAAACAAACUUUUAAAGUUAAUAGCUUUAAUUCUUGCAUCGAGUUACAUUUCCUUCUACUUUACCUUCUCCAUGACGAGCAUCCCCGAGCUCCUCGCUGCCGAAGGAUUUCGUAAAAUCGAGAUCUUAUAUGAAGUAUUGCCAGGCAUUUCAGUUGGAGUUAAACUUUUACUGCUUUUUCCGUAUCGCAAAAGAAUUAAACCACUCUUGAACGCUUUUGACGAAAUCGAUUUCACUGAAGAAGGAAAGGAAGUAAUGUUAAAGUACUUCACAAAAUUUAAGAAGAUACUUAAGAUUCUUACCUGUUUAUGGGGAUUUGCUGCAUCAGGAGGUAUUUUGGCAAGUAUUGUUCUACAAAAGAUCCCUAUCGAGAAUCAACGAAUUCCGGGAGUUGAAGCUACAGAAGGAGUUGUUGAUUGGAAGUUUAUAGUGACAGUAAUCCAACAAGACACUUAUAUUUUGUACGCUUUGUCUGCUUUCAUAUUCCUGGAUGGAUAUCCGUCGUUGAUUUUAGCUUUAAUUAGCGGAUAUUUGGAAGGAGUGGUAUUGAAAGUGCAAAAAAUUGGAUGGGCUGAGAAGGAAAGUAAUCAAGAAUCUAAAAGUAAAUUGAUAGAAUGUCUCAAAAUGCAUCAAAAGGCUUACGAACUUCAGACUGAAUUCUCAACAAUUUUUUCAAAAGCUCUAUUAGCUCAAUGUGCAAUGACUACUUUCAUAAUUUGUUCUCUCAUGGUUAAACUUUCUUUGGAGUCACCUCUAAAUAACCUUCAACUGUUCAUUCGAAAUAUCACAAUAAUAAUAAGUGUCCUUUACCAAGUAGCAAGUUUUAACUACAUGGGUUCACAAUUGAUAUCUUCAAAUGAAAUGUUAAAAAAUGCUAUUUUCGAAAUGAAUUGGGUUGACAAAGAUUUAAAGUUCAAAAAACUUAUGCUCAUGUUUCAACAAAGAACAGAAAAGUUAAUUCAAAUCCGAAUUGGUUACAUCAUAGUUGUCGAUAUGAGAAUUGUAACUGAAAUUUGUAACUUGGCAUAUAAGUUAUAUGCGGUUAUGAUGAAAAUCAAUCGAUAA